Molecule: messenger RNA, 497 nt
Organism: Anoplopoma fimbria (sablefish)
Lineage: Eukaryota; Metazoa; Chordata; Actinopteri; Perciformes; Anoplopomatidae
Product: ubiquitin-conjugating enzyme E2 J1-like
Exons: 3
Source: RefSeq, a predicted model, not a curated record
AUGACGUCAGAGGGAUAACACUUAGCAGAAGCGAAACAGCGGCUAACUCUGGAGAAACAACAGUUCGAUUCCCUUGAGACGGAUCGAUAUCAACACAUUCUGCUCACCCUACUUAACGGGAACACCGGGGAGAGUGCACGAUCUCCGGUUUCAGCUGUCACACUCGUGUUUGAGGAAGAUAGCCGGGGUUGUGCUAACUGUGGCUAACGAGCUAGCAACACCUUCAUCUGGGGAGGAAAAGAGCUUCAACACCUGUUAGUAUGGAGAAUAAAUACAACCUCAAGAGUCCAGCGGUGAAGAGGCUGAUGAAAGAGGCUGCUGAGCUGAGGGAUCCCACAGAGCACUACCACGCCCAGCCACUGGAAGAUAACCUCUUUGAAUGGCACUUCUCCGUUCGUGGGCCCCCCGACUCUGAUUUCGACGGCGGCGUUUACCACGGCAGGAUCGUGCUUCCACCAGAGUACCCCAUGAAGCCCCCCAGCAUCAUCCUCCUCACG